CGCCCCGCCUUCUUUCUUCUGCAGGCUAUACAUAGAUAGAUAAAUAUGUGCUUCUGUAUUUUUGACAGCCAGCCACAGUGGGGAGUUAAACUACUCUACCCUUUCUGCAACAACAAAUCUGUGGAUCAAGUUCCCAAAAGCCCAGAAACGAAAAAGUACAAUCAAUUGAUGAUCAGAGGUAUCUAUCUCUCAUCAUCAUCUUGAUAAAGACUUGAAAAAAUGAUGAUUAAUUACAAUAGAGAUGAUUACUGAUCAAGUUUGGGUUAAGCUCAUAUGAGAGAUGGGGAUUGGGGGAGGUGCAACUAGGUUGAAGUUAGAAAAGACUAUACCUUCAAAAUGGUAAAAUAUAGGUAAAAUUAUUGUAACAAAUUUUCUAGUUGGUAAGAAUUUAAUCCCUUCUCAUCUUCAAAUCAAUCUUUCAUUCCAAUUUCUGACUCCAUCACUAUUUGUAACUAGCCUUCUCUAUCCGAAGAUCGACCUGCAAAUAAACAAUAGGCACUAUAUAUCUACUUACGCACAUAGUUGUGGUCAAAUACGUACGGAUCUUCAGUGGUGAUGAUCUCGGGUUUUGAUAUGGGAAAUAUAGUCUAUCCAUCUUUCACCAUACAAAACCCAGAAUAUGGCGAGAUCAUUGAAGGGUAAAGAAGCAAAAGCGAAUGGAUUAAGCUUUUCAAGGAGGGAAAGCUGCAGCCAGCAGGAGUAAUCAACGAGAAAGUAUAUAAAUUAAAGAAAAACAAAAUUGCGAUCCUUUGUUAUCUCCGCAAACACGCACAAAAAUUUACCAGAAAAGACAGUAGUGCAAAGAUAUGAACGAGAGAGACAGAGAGGGCCAGAAUUAGUAGCCAAUAAUAGCAAGGAGAAGCCGUAAAACUCAGGAUGGAUAGCGCCAGCCAAAUACAAGAACGGGAAUCCGUUUUUUUGUUGGCGCUAUCCCUCCUGAGCUUCACAGCUUCGCCGACGCUGCUGCGCCUCCGAGGGGGGGAGAGAAAGAGACUGGAGGAUGGUGGGAGAUGAGAGAUGAGGGAUUAUAGUGGAAAUGAGAAGUGUGUAAUUUAUAAGCGAAGAGUAAUACGGGUAAUGGCAUAUGUCGUAAUUUCGGUACUGGACUCGGCCGCCGGACAAGACACGAAAUUGCGAUGACCAUGACCUUUUUUUUUUUUUUUUUGCCUUGGUUCUCUUGUUUCCUUCCUCGAUUCAGGAUAUUUGCUGGUUUCUUUUAUGAUUUUAUCGGAGUAUUUUUUUUUAUAGUUUUAUUUGGGCUUUUUUUAGUUUCUAGAAAAUUAAAUGAAAUGAAAGCAGAAAUAGAAUCGUUCAAGGUUUGGUGAAUUGUUUUCCAAUUGGUCAAUUAAAAACUUGCAGUAUUUUAAUGCUAAUUGCAUUUUUCAUCUUCUACGUAAGGAUGACAAUAAAACCUGAAUUUACCUUUUCCAAUUGUAUGCUCUAGAUUGGUGUUUUUUGUAUGAGAAAAUUUGUGUUAGACUUUUAUUUUGAAAGAAACUUGUUAUUGUAAAUUUUUUACACAAAAAUCCACGGGGACCCAUGAACCCGCGGAUACCCAGCAGAUUGGGUUGGAUUUAAGUUUUUCAAACCUUACGGGUUUUACCCCGAAUUUUUUUUACGGAUAAACCCAUGGGUUUGGGUUUGAAAAUUUUGAUAAAUCGAACUUAGUCAACGUAAAUAAGAAUCGAAAACACACGAUAUACGUGGUAUCCCCGAGAUUCGGGACUAGUCCACGGGAGAGUAGCCUCUCCGAGCUUGUAUCUUAUUCUCUGUGUAAUCGAAUGACGAGAUACAGCCACAUCCUGAAAGCAGAAAUAGAAUCGUUCAAGGUUUGGUGAAUUGUUUUCCAACUAGCUUGUAACCCGGCCCGUUGGCCGGAAUAUUCAUAUUUGAUUAUUUAUAUUUUCAUGUUAGGUUUAAGUCUAUCAACUCGUUUAAUUUUAUUGACAAUUCUUCAAUUGAGAUGAUACAUAAAGAAAGAAUAUACAGGUCGAACAUUUCGAUAAAUAUCAUCAUCAUUUAAGAAUAUAAAAUAUAAAAAUGUAUCAUCGAACCCAUUUUCAUAAUGCCAAUCCUACAUAAAGGUUCAAUGCUCUCCUUUUAGGAACAAUAUGCCACUAAUCAAAAAGAAAUUGAGAGUUGUUGAUUAAGUCAACUAUAUACUAACAACUCAGCUAAGAGGAGACCAUCAAAACUUGAUAGCAAACGCCAAAAUUAGGGUUAUCUCAAAUAUACUAAUAGACUCGAUCAAAGUAACAAGGAACAAAAUUAGACACUCAUUCUCAAUUAGUUCCAGAAUGUUGAAUAAAGAAUCAAUCGACCUACUUCAGUAAAUCAAUCGAUGAUUCCACGUUUUAAGAUAUAAUUAGGUUGCGAUAGUUGCAAAAAUCAUAAAUCUAAAGAUCCAAUAACCACCACUCUCUUUUGCACAAUAAAAUUUUGAUCCACUCUAUCUUCAAUCUCAAGAGGCGUAUGUUUCAACGAAAAAUUCAAUUUCUAAUCCUUCUUCUGCACCUCCAUUUAUUGAACUCCCUUCUAUUCUACAUGGAUUGAUAUCAGAGUUGAAAUAUUUUGCUUGCCCAGUUUAAAUCCCCAAGAAUAAAAUCGUAGUGUCAAGAGAUACUAGAAGAUUGAUUUUCAAAGGCGGCCUUGUACUGUGAAGUGAAAGGGGUGCAAACUAUUGCACGAUGGAGGGAAUUUCGGAGGAAGUUAGAAAGAAAGAAGAACAAAGAUGAAAAGUACUAAAUUUAAAUAUAAAUUAAAAAAUGCAAGGACACAACACGUAGUAAUAAAAUUAGUUUCUUCCAAGUUAGCCAAUUAUCAAUUUACCUGUAGAGAAAAUUAAGGAGAGAGCAGUAAUAUAAUUAGUCCCUUUGGGGACAUCCGAUAAAAUAGGAACGAAUUAGUUUCUCAAAUGUUAGCCAAUAACCAAUUUACCUUUAACAAAAAUUAAGGAGAGAGCAGUGAUAGAAUUAGUUUCUUCUAUAUUAGCCAAUUAUUAAUUUACCUUUAGCGAAAAUUAAGGAGAGAGCAGUGGUUUUAGAAUUGAGAAACUAAAUUAAACUCUGCAAUGAAAAUUGCAAUAUCAAGCACCAUAGAAAUACAUUCGGUAGACUUAGUGGGCUUGCUAAUCAUGAUGGAAAAAGUCCUCUGAUAUUCAAAGAGUCAUUUUGUGUAUGUUUUGCAUUGAAAAAGGUACAACAAAUUUGUUUAGUGUCAUUUGUUGUGAUUGUUUACAUUGUUUGAAGAGAUCUGGGUUCAAAUCUUGGUAUUGACAUUUUUUAUAUGGAAUAAAUAAUUAAUUGUAAAGACAAAAAUGUCCUUCCUACUUUCACUCUCGUUGCAGAAAAUUUGAAAUAGAGAAAAGUAGACAAAACUCUACUAUAUAUUGCUAGCUUUGCACCCGGUCCUUUGGCCGGGUGAGUUUUAUUUGAUUAUUUAUGUUACUUAAGUUAAUUCUUAUAAUUACACUAUUAUUUUAUAUAUUUUAAAUAUAUUCUUUAAAAUAAUCUAUUCUCUGACAUCUGAGUUCAAUAUUGAUCUACGAAAGGCUGAAAUAUUGCCUAACUUAUCAAACAAUCACUGAAUACUCAGUCACCAAUUUUAUGUUUUCAACUAUACUCCACUCCUAAUCGAAAAAUAUUGAAAGUCGUUUAAAUUGAUAAAUCGUAAAUCGAUUAUAGACAUAUGUUGAAAAUCCUUGUAAUUUAUUAUGGUUAUUUAUGAUGAUUUAGUUUAUAAUGGUAACUAUUGCAAAACAAUCUAUAUUAAAUCGUUUAUCAGUUUUACAAAAAAUAAAAUCGUGAAUCGUGAAGUGCCAAUAUAAGUAUUUAGGUAAAAACCUUUAGCCUCCAAAAUAAUAUUGGAACUAAUAUAUUCAAGAGAAAAAUAUUGAAACUAAUUAUCUCUUACAAUAACCUAUAGUCAAUAAUCUGGUCCAGAAAAAAAUUCCUUAAGAAUGGUUUCAUAAUUUUUUUUCUUAAUAGAAAUAGAAUUUGUCCAAAAAAACAAUCCAUCCCAUUUAAAUGAAAGCUUCUCGUUGUUAAAAAAACUAUGCGUACAUACAUAAUAAUAAAAACAUGGAAUUUUUGGAAAACAAUUUAACUACAUGCUUACAAAUCGGGAUAAGGAUUUUCCAUUUCACACGAAAAUUGAAUGCAAUUAAAGAAAAUAUAUAUAUACUUUAUUAAUUUUUUAUAGAAAUUGGAAUAAUUCUUUUCCACUUGCUACAAAAGAAAAAGAAAAUGGGGAAGGAUAUGUAAAAGGCCAGUUGAUGAAAGAAAAUCAAUAAGAAUUUAGGGGUCGUUUGGAAGUUGUGAUUGUUAGCAUUGUAUUUGUUAAAUACAUGCAUUGUCCACAAUACAACGUUUGGAAGUGUCAAGUUGCAAAACAAUGCAUGUAUUGUUUUGUGUGGGUCCCACCAACAAUCAACAAAAAUGAUAGAUUGUUGGUUUAAUUAUUGAGCACAUUUACUUUUUCCAAUUAUGUCCAUAGUUCUUUUUGUUUUAUAUUAAAAGUGGACGAUAAAUAUGACAUUUCCUUAUAAAGUAACUUUAUAACAAUCAAUUCAUAAAUUAUAAUCUCAACAACCAAAAAAUGUAAUUUCAAAAUGCAUCUAUUGUAUCAAUGCAUGCAUUUAUAUCAUAGUGAUUCAUAACAAUACAACGAUUUAAGAUACGCAACUUCCAAACGACCCCUUAGAUGCAGAAGAAGAGGAAGAGGAAAAAUGGAGAAAGUGACAGGUUUCAUAAAAAAAAGAAACUGAGAGAGAGAGAGAGUUGUGAUUUCGUGAAAAAAAUAAAGAGAGAGAAAGUGAUGCUGACGUGGAUGCAUGAUAGUGUAGGGAAUUUGAAACGGAGAAGGCUUUAUUUGGAAAAGUCUUAUUAUAUUUUAUAGAUUAGAUAGAUAGAUAGAUAGAUAGAUAGAUAGAUAUAUAGAAGAUUGGAGGAUUGGUCAAUCAAAAACUUGUAGUAUUUUAAUGCUAAUUGCAUUUUUCAUCUUCUACCUAGUAUGUAAGGAUGACAACAAAACCCGAACCCACGGGUAUCCUACCCGACCCAACCCGGUCAACGUUGGUAAAACCCGUGUUGACGGAUUUUGGAUUGAGUUUGGGUUUAAACCCACUACACUGUUCACGGGUUGAGUUUGUGUUUAGGUAUAUCCGCCCCAUGGGUACCCUCCCACACCCAUAUAAUUAAUUUUUUCGGUAUAAAUAUUCUAAGCAAUAUAUAUCUUUCUUAAAUAACUAAUCUUCUUUAUGUUUGUGGAGGCAUGUCUAAUUUGUUCUUUCUAAUUGUGUAGAAUGAAGUUGAUAUUAUGGAGUGGAGAUUGAAGAAGCUUAGUUGACAAGGAGGAAGAAGUUUUCAAUUAAUCAUGUUGUUUAUAGAUGUUUAUCUUUAACUUUGAACAAUUUGUAUUGAUAAUUUGCGAUUUGCUUGUAUGCUCUAGAUUGGUGUUUUUUGUAUGUAUAAUUUGUAUGAGAAAAUUUAUGUUAGACUUUUAUUUUGAGAGAAACUUGUUAUUGCAAAUUUUUUACACAAAAAUCAACGGGUACCCAUGAACCCGCGGAUAGCAAGCAGAUUGAGUUGGGUUUAAGUUUUUCAAACCCAACGGGUUUUACCCCGAAUUUUUUUACGGAUAAACCCAUGGGUUUGGGUUUGACAAAACCCGCCCCAACCCGACCCAUUUCCGUCCCUACUAGUAUGCACUACUUUUUUAUUUUACAAAGAGAUCGAAUGCUUGUCAUGCAUUUUAUUAGAGAAAACAGUUAUGAAGGAAUUACACAAUGAAGGUUGAUAGAAGGUCAAGUAUGAUGGUUGAGUUCGAGAGAGAGAGAGCAUUCUUAACGAGAGUUUUGGCAAUCCAGUUAAUUGGGGAAAAAACAUUUUCUAGGAAUACAAUACCUUGAUGAAAGGAUAGAGAGCAAAGAUGUCACCAUAACACCAAUCCACGCCGAAAAAGUACAUGACCGAGAGAUUAGAGUGCUAACUCAUAGCACCGUGAUAACUACUCUAAUCACCGUUUAUAUUUUUAAGUUGAAUCUGACAGUGGUUAGUAAUGAAGAGCUUGUUCAAUAUUUCACAAAAUUAUAAAUAAUAAAUAUAUUUUCUCUCUCCUCUAAUUAUUAGUCAUUUUUUCGAUAAAUAUGAAUUUGGGGUUGAUAGUAGUGUUUUAGUGAAUUUAAUUGUUAUCCGUAGUGAUUUAGAAAUUUUCUAGUAGUGAUUUAAUUAUUAUCAGUACUGAUUAGAAAUUUUCUAGUUGCAAUUUAAUUGUCAUUAGUAGUGAUUUAGGAAUUUUUUUGUACUGCUAUAUUUCUUGUGUAGCAAUUUAUAUUACCUGUGUAGUGAUUAAAAUAGGUAGUUACACAAGAAUCACUACUAAACCAUAAAAUCCUCAAUCAAAUAUGUAAAAUUGAUACUAAUAUAAACCAUUGUUAUUCAAAAUAAUUACCACAAAUCCGAAAACACUACUACAAAUAUGGAAAAUUACUAUCACAUAUCUGUAACAACUCCCAUUGUCACCGUAGAUCUAAUUGUGGAAUCUAGAGAGGAGAUCGAUAUGGCGCCGUGAGGGUUGCGUUAUCACCGCUGGAAGAGCUCCGCCAACGUUGUAGAGAUCCGCCAAUUUUGACGGCUGGAAGAGAUGCGCAAACAUGACGCCGACGUUGCUGGGACGAAUAUGAGAAUUGACAUCGAUGCGCGCAUGAUGACGGCGAGAGAGUAUGGCGUUGACGGCGCCGUUCCUAAGUUGUUCUGGGCGGCUACCCUCGGUAAUCGGCCAGCAAAGAGGCGGAAGGGACGGCACGACGAAAGCGAGUCCGACGAGAGCGAUGACAAGGCUGGUGCGAGCGAUGGCGUCACGACGGAGAAGGAAGAUGCAGGGGAUCAUACGGUUUUUGGCGGAGAGAAGAAGAUAGUUUCUGGCGGAGAAGGAGGGGAAAAGAAGUUGCGGGCGAGAGAGAAGUGAGAGGUAGAAAUCUGUAUUUAUAUUAGGGUUAAAGAAUAUAUUGCCUAAACUGCCUUUUAUUUAAUUCUAAUCCUAGGAUUAGUUUUUUAAUCUAACGAUAAUUAGGUUAGUUAGUACAGUGCUAAUCCCUUAAAGGGUUAUCAACUAAACUCAUCCCUUAUGAGAAGGAAGGGAGGGAGAGAACCUUGAUCAAUGACUGGCAGUCCAACUAAACUAUGCAUGGGGAGUUGAAGUGGCUCUCUAUGAGAGUCAUUUAUGAAUGACCAUUCAUAGUGUAGGUGAAUCUAAAAAAUUACUGAGAUUACU
This is a messenger RNA of Linum trigynum, 7272 nucleotides long. The record is from the annotation of a GenBank genome assembly. Lineage: Eukaryota; Viridiplantae; Streptophyta; Magnoliopsida; Malpighiales; Linaceae.